This is a messenger RNA of Acanthosepion pharaonis, 576 nucleotides long. NCBI's taxonomy places the organism in Eukaryota, Metazoa, Mollusca, Cephalopoda, Sepiida, Sepiidae. The record is from the annotation of a GenBank genome assembly.
AUGCCCUUCAAUUCUACUGAGGUGAAUGUCGUCAACAGAUUUGUCAACAGUUCUUCGCUGACACAUGCAGUACUGCUGCCGACAUUGAACAAUACAAGCUUCAACUGGACAAGCACAAAUGAGACACAGUCCUGUCAUGUGUGGCAAGAUGUCCAGCACAUCCUCUUUCAGCUGGGCAGUCUGUGUAUGGCCUUCUCUUUCCUGACACCCAUCAGCUUCCAAUAUCAUGUUCUCUUCCUGCGCUGCCUCCUGCUCUUCACCUUCCUCUUCUACAUCCUCUGGGCAGGACUGUUCAUUUGCUUGCCAGACAUUUUGGCAUGGAACUGUGCCUUCUUUUUCAUCAACAUUGCGCAAAUUUUAUACUUGGCCUACAACAUGUAUCCCGUCCAUAUUAACAAGGAAUAUGAGGAUGCCUAUGCCAAAUUAUUCAAGCCACUCGGUGUAUCACGUAUAGAGUUCAGAUCCCUCACCCGAAUUGGCAGCCUUGUGUAUCUGCGUCAAGGAAGUACUUACGCAACAGAGGGAAUUACCCCAUGUGGAGAAAAGCUCUCCCUGCUUCUCAGAGGAAGGAUGUAG